CAACAUACCUAGAUCCAGCUAGCCCUAUACGAGAGCUGCAUCAAAUUACACACGACACGAUUUACGAUUUAGUUGGGUAAAGCAGUUAGGUCGAUAUGUUAGUUAAUGUAAAACCAACUAUUUUUAAUAUUUACAUCAUGAAUCCAGUCCCCCAUUACUCCUUACUAUAGUCUAUAAUAGUGACAUUAGGAGGCACUCACUUAACACAACGAGUUCAUCGUCAUUAAAGUCUCCCUCGAAAUGGCUGCCUUUUCGCCCUUCUCUUCGUACAUCCUUGGCACGGCAUGCUUUGCCCGUGGACUUAUGGCUAUAUUCUCGCCAGAGAAGGAGUACAAUAACAUCGGCCUGCCAUUUGACAUUCAUGAUGAGGGCCCUUCCCCGACGGACCAGUACGAUGAUUCUGGCAUUAGCUUCACGUCGCCGCUCAUGUAUUUUAAGGGUAUUCGGGAGAUGAGCUAUGGCCUUACCCUGGUUGCUUUGGAGUGGCAGGGGAAUGCGGCCGCCGUCACUACGUUCGCAGCCGUUCUAUCUCUGGUGAGGUUUGGGGAUGGGUUGGUCGUCUGGCUAAAUGGGGGCGACAAGCUGAAAUUUAAGGCCUUGGGCCAUUGGAUCACAGGCGUCAGCUUCCUCGGAUGGGUAAUUCGGAGGUGGGGGUAAUGAAAAUUCAAGUUAUUCUGCACGAUCGCUCCUAAGGACUACAUGGUACAUUGGAUUAGUGAUGGGUUAUAUUCCAUCGUGGAUCAUCUUCCCCGCAGUUAUCCCCAAGGCUAUAGCAACGUUUGAGAUCGAUUUGACAGGGGUAAUGAGAGCCAACAUGCGCGCCCCAAGAAGCCUACUAGCGAAGAGCUACAACUACCAAAUAAUAUUUACGCAGCUGAGCAGCAGCAUAAGGCCAGCCGUUACGGGGAUCAUAGCAUCCGCAAUUUCGGAGGCAGAAUCAAAUCAUAAAAAGAUAGCUCAGUCCUAUGCGACUUAUCGCGGGGCAUGUUAGAACGCAGCAUUUCUGCCGUAUCACGAUGUAGCCGCCUAAUAGCUAAGAUAAAGAGAAAAACCCGCUUCAGCCCCUCGUAUGAAGCUGUAACAUUCAAAAUCAAGAUAUAAGUCGUCAGAUGCCAUAGUGUUCAAAGUCCUUAUAACGACCGACAAGCACGUAGACCAACACCCUACCUUCAACUACCAUCGU
Daldinia loculata is the source of this 1183-nucleotide messenger RNA. RefSeq lists its product as uncharacterized. Bases 241 to 657 code for a protein of 138 amino acids. Lineage: Eukaryota; Fungi; Ascomycota; Sordariomycetes; Xylariales; Hypoxylaceae. The record is from RefSeq and is a predicted model, not a curated record. The transcript has a single exon.